UUCGACCCUUUCGUUUUGCUCUCUCUAAACAAUGUAGGAUGUGCUGUUGAAGCUGAACCUGUUGAUUCGCAAGAUCAGCGACUACGAAAUCCGGUUCGGGACCCAAUACGAGUCGUUUCGCGAGAAGGUCAAGUACCUCCGCACAAAGGACGACUCGCUCUGCGAGAUGGGCCGGCGUCAGUCCGACCUACAGAACAAGAUCCUGGAUGCGUCCAAGAGCCGGCUGCGGUCUGCCAAGGCUUUACUUCUCCAGAAAGAGCUCGAUGAUAUCCAGAAGGCGAGCGCACCCACAGAAACAAAGCUGCAGAAGCUGAAACGCGAGGUCAUCAAGGGCGCUUAUACGGAGCAGCUUAACGCCAUUAUUGAGCUCGGCAGGAAGAUGCAGAUUAUUGGCGAGCAUGGAAAGCAAUUGCUUGAACAUAUCGAUCUCCCGGCUUCGAUUGAUGAUGGUCGUAAAACUGAGGACAUUCUUCAGGCAGCCCGCAUUGCCCUUGAGAACUGGGAUCAAUUUGUGAUGGUGGAUCCUCACUCAGUUGUCGUUCAUCCCCCGCCUCCGCCUCCAAGGUCUAUGUCUAAUAUAUCCAUCGAUAAUAUCCAGACGCUCGCUGUCUCAGAGUCGCAGACGGCAUCGAUUGCGGAUUCUGGCUCGGAUUCUGACUCGGAGUCCGACCAGGAUUACGUGGCUGCACCUUCGACACCGUUAAAAUCCAAACCAUCAGUUGCAUUGACACUUUCUCAGGAUAACGCGCCAUCAGAGGAGCCAGAGACGCCUGUGAAGGCGGUGGCUGAACCAGUAUCAGAACCAGAGCCAGAACAAGCACAGGAGAUAGUGAAAGAGGAGGAGGAGGAGGAAGAAGGAGCGGAGGAUCCCAAGACACCUAGACAGGAAAUGCACCUCUCGCCAUUUGCAUCCACACUCGUACCCAAGUUAACACUCACACCCAGCAAACCAAAAGCAGCGACGGCAACUCCGGUUCCAGCACGAACAUCAGAUUGGGCAUAUGAAGCCGCCGCAGCCUUGGCCAGCGUUCAGGGCAAGAAGCUGGAGGAUCUCAUUAAGGAGGAGGAUACCUCAACGUCCGAAGCAGAGACAUUACGGCGUUUGGAGGAACUUGAGAUCAAGCAGGCGUUGGAGCUCAGUUUGGCAGAGGCGAGCAAGCCUGCAGUGACCAAUGAAUCGGGUGAUCUACAGCUCACCGCAGAGGAACUUCGUUUUGUCAUGGGAGAUGUGGUACCGAAGCGAUCAACCAAGAUCGUCAAGAGACAAGCUAGGGCACCCGAGACCACUGACGGCUCAGCGCCGGUGUCUGUAAUGCACGCUGGUUCGAGGAGGGCCUCAAGAGCCAAGUCGACCAAGAUCACCGUCGAUACUGAGAAGACUGCAUCUGAGACUGAGUCGGAGCAAGACCUCGAGACACCAAAGGCCUCCAAGCCGCCGCGCGUUGUCCGUGGACCCCAGGGGUCGCUGGAAGAAGGCAACCGGAUGUCGCAGCAGGGACCUCGACCUUGGAUCCCCAAGGAUGAAGAUGACGACGAGGAUGAUCCUUCAGAGACCUCGACCGUGGACCUGGAUGGACCAGAGGAGCUGGCAAAUGCAUCAGAUGUCGCAGAGACCAUGGGUGAGGAGCAUGUUGUGAAGCCAUCGCCUAAGAAGAAGGACACUUCCAAGGUGCACGAGAGCAUGGGAUCUGAGCCAGAGAGGCCAUUGGAGAGUAUGGGACCCGAACCCGAGAGACCGCUCGAGAGUAUGGGUCGGGAACCCGAAAGACCUCUUGAGAGUAUGGGCGAUGAUGGUCCAGAGGAGCCUGUGGUUCCAUUUGUGCCCAUGCCUCAACUUCCGGCGAUGGAUCAAAUCCGCCAGCAAAAGAUCAUGGAGAGACAGCAGCAGCAGCAGCAUCAAGCACAACAGUUGGCCGCAUUUGGUGUUUCCCCCAAGUUGCAGAGCUCUCCUCAGAUGAUGAACCAGCAGCUGCAGGGAUCUCCUCAGACAUCGCAUAGUUCGCUCCAUGCAUCGUCGCCUGCCCAGAGCUACCAGUCCCCGAUCCCAUAUAAGCCCUCGACAGCGUACGUUCCUCAGACACCCAAGCAAAAAAACAGACUGUCUGGGUCCCACCAAGGAACGCCUGGGUCGUCACCCCAGCCACAGUAUCAGCAGGCACACCCGUAUCAGCACCAGCCUCAGCAGUCGGGCACAUAUUCGGCGCAAUACCUCCAGCAGCAACAGCAGCAGCAACAGCAGUAUCAAAGACAGCAGCAACAGCAGCUUCAAGAUUUCUACUACUCGCCAUUUGAGCAAGAGUACCAGCAGCAGCAGUAUCAGAUGUACCAUCAGCAGCUCCGGGAGCAACGUCAACAACAGCGGUUGGACUCUGUGUCGUCAGUGUCGUCGACGGGAAGCGGCAGUAGCGCGAGCAUUGGAAUCGCGCCAUUGGGCUGGAGCCUGCCUGGAAUGGCACCUCCGCAGGUCACGGACGAUGAUGUGAGAUAUUAUAGUCAGCAUCAUCAGCAGCAACAACAACAUAAGCAGCAACAGUUCCUCCAACAACAACAACAACAGCAACAACAACAGCAACAACAACAACAGCAACAACAACAACAGCUCCAUAAACGCACAGGUUCUGCAGCAGGAUCAUCGCUUCAUGGCGGUGAUGAUUACCAGUCGUCAGCCGCGCCUUCACCGUCGCCUUCACAUAUCUCGCUCAUACCCGAUAACACACCUUCACCCGUGAUGGCUUCAAUUGCACCCUUGACGCCCCAGAAGCAUGCUGGAGCUGGUGCAGGUGCAGGUGCGGGUACCGGGUCGAGUUCGAGCGCAGGAACGUCGAAACCAGCACUCACUCCCCACCCAGAUGAUUAUAAAGUGGAAGUGAAAUAAACCAAAAGUAUUUUUAGUUGCAUUCAUCAUUCAGUCAUCCAAUAAAAUCAAUAUUAACGAUA
This is a messenger RNA of Gamsiella multidivaricata, 2937 nucleotides long. RefSeq lists its product as uncharacterized. NCBI's taxonomy places the organism in Eukaryota, Fungi, Mortierellomycota, Mortierellomycetes, Mortierellales, Mortierellaceae. The record is from RefSeq and is a predicted model, not a curated record. The transcript has 2 exons. Bases 167 to 2875 code for a protein of 902 amino acids.